This is a messenger RNA of Pochonia chlamydosporia 170, 810 nucleotides long. RefSeq lists its product as hypothetical. NCBI's taxonomy places the organism in Eukaryota, Fungi, Ascomycota, Sordariomycetes, Hypocreales, Clavicipitaceae. Bases 1 to 810 code for a protein of 269 amino acids. The record is from RefSeq and is a predicted model, not a curated record. The transcript has 3 exons.
AUGUCAAGCUCUACAAAUGCCCAAUGCAAGGAUAACACCCCGUACACCCUUUACCAUAACUUUUGGUCUUCUUGCAGUCUCAUGCUAAGACUUUCUUUGGUGCUCUCCAAAGACACGCACGAUGGCAACCACAUUCAGUAUCAGGAGUCGGAGAUUGAUAUCCAACAUGGCGGUCAAAUUGACGAGUUCUUCAUGUGCGAAGUUAAUCCCAAGGGCCAGGUACCGGCGUUAGCAAAUCCCAAAGAGCUGCCUCGUCCCAUUACUGACAGCCUUGACAUAACUUCCUAUCUGUUCCAAUUCUACCCGAAUAUGUGUCCGCCUCAGUUUUCGUACCACAUUAACAAAUAUCUUCGCGAACUACAUGGUAUUAACUUAUUUACCUUGAGUUUCUUCAAGUAUCAAGCUAGGGGGGAGUCAUUGAUGGAAGUGACUCUUAAAGCGUUAAGCGACCCGGAAAUAUCUGCAAAAUUUCGCUCAGCACUAGAGGCGAAAAUUGAAUUCAUGAGCUCUGUGGGGGAGGUUGCUUUCCUUCCCCAGACGUUGAUUUCAGAAGAAAAGAAGACUUCACUGCUCCUGCACGAGCUACAAGAUGUUCGCGACCGACACGGUUCUCCGUCUUCGCUGUGGCUCUUUGGCACCGAGUUUGCCACUGCUCUGGAUGCCCAUGUGGUUGUUUUUCUUGCCCGCUUAAAAGAUGUUGACCGGUGGUACUUAGUGCCCAGUUCCAUGGCCUUGUACGCUGAUAAGAUUUUCGAAACGGCUGUUUGGAAGGAUUUUAUGCAAGGAAGAACUACAAUGUAUUCGUACUAA